Molecule: messenger RNA, 837 nt
Organism: Rattus rattus (black rat)
Lineage: Eukaryota; Metazoa; Chordata; Mammalia; Rodentia; Muridae
Gene: Il1rn
Product: interleukin 1 receptor antagonist
Exons: 4
Coding region: 101-637 (178 amino acids)
Biological process (GO): inflammatory response to antigenic stimulus; negative regulation of interleukin-1-mediated signaling pathway
Molecular function (GO): interleukin-1 receptor binding; cytokine activity; interleukin-1 receptor antagonist activity
Source: RefSeq, a predicted model, not a curated record
ACAGCAGCGCAGGCUGGUGAAUGACUACUUUCUUUAUAAGCAACCACCUUGAGCCUGAAAUGGCAGUCGCUAGUCUCUGUUGCCUUGCUGCAGCCUCGGGAUGGAAAUCUGCAGGGGACCUUACAGUCACCUAAUCUCUCUCCUUCUCACCCUUCUGUUUCAUUCAGAGUCAGCCGGCCGCCCUGCUGGGAAAAGACCCUGCAAGAUGCAAGCCUUCAGAAUCUGGGAUACUAACCAGAAGACCUUCUACCUGAGGAACAACCAGCUCAUUGCUGGGUACUUACAAGGACCAAAUACCAAACUAGAAGAAAAGAUAGACAUGGUGCCUAUUGACUUUCGGAAUGUGUUCUUGGGCAUCCACGGGGGCAAGCUGUGCCUGUCUUGUGUCAAGUCUGGAGAUGACACCAAGCUCCAGCUGGAGGAGGUUAACAUCACUGAUCUGAACAAGAACAAAGAAGAAGACAAGCGCUUUACCUUCAUCCGCUCUGAGACAGGCCCCACCACCAGCUUCGAAUCACUUGCCUGUCCAGGAUGGUUCCUCUGCACAACACUAGAGGCUGAUCAUCCUGUGAGCCUCACCAACACACCGGAAGAGCCCUGUACAGUCACAAAGUUCUACUUCCAGGAAGACCAAUAGCACUGCCUCGGCCUGUCCUUCCCCACUCCCAGGCCAGCAAUGACCACCAACUGCCUGAUCACUCUGGCCAUCGUUGGGGUCUGAGGAACAAUUUUUGCAGGGUGUACAGUAGAAGGAGACAGAAGAGUCCUGAUGAUAGAUCUCAGUCUGUUGGCUAACCCAAUCCCCAUGAUGACUUCAGAAUAAUCUUUCAAACUGCA